Oncorhynchus keta (chum salmon) is the source of this 895-nucleotide messenger RNA. Its product is annotated as translocator protein-like. Lineage: Eukaryota; Metazoa; Chordata; Actinopteri; Salmoniformes; Salmonidae. The transcript is spliced from 3 exons. The annotation marks the transcript as partial. The record is from RefSeq and is a predicted model, not a curated record. Gene Ontology annotation, cellular component: mitochondrial outer membrane.
AAUGAACUAAUCAUUAACAGCUCCCUCGCUUCUCCAGACAUUUCGUGGCUGCCAAUGCUUUGCCUGACUGCCCUUCCUCAUCUAGGAGGGCUCUAUGGAGGUUACAUCACACGCAAGCAGGUGAAGACUUGGUACCCCACUCUCAACAAGCCGCCAUGGCGUCCACCCAAUUCUGCGUUGCCUAUAGUGUGGACUACCCUCUUCACAGAAAAUAUAUUUUGUUUCCCAACUGAAUCUGUUGGAAAUUGUUUUAUUAAACAGAUCAUGAAAUAUGGAACUGACUUGCAUCUUAUUGUUGAUGAUCACCCUGAUAGGUAUAGCUCCUACCUGGUGUGGAAGGAGUGUGGGGGGUUCACUGAGGAUGCUGUGGCACCUUUGGGACUCUACGCGUUGCAGCUGGCUCUCAACUGGGCCUGGACUCCCAUCUUCUUUGGUGCACACAAGUUGAAAAUGGCCCUCAUCAAGAUAGUGAUGCUGACUGGUGCUGUUGGAGCCACUAUGGCACCCUGGUAUCCGGUCAAUCGCACUACCAGCCUGCUCCUGACACCCUACCUGGCAUGGCUGUGCUUGGCCACCUCCCUCAACUACUGCAUCUGGAGAGAGAACCCAGAUGAGGAUGGAAAGGAGGAGUAGGCUGUGCUGUACUUGGUUUCUCCCAGGUUCUGAAAGAUCUUUAUUCCUGUUGAAAUAACUGUCAGUUGAUAUUGGCACCAAAAUGUGGUCUUACUGGUUGCAUUUAUAUUAAAAUAUUUUUUGCACUAAACCACAUUUUCAAAAAAUGGCUAUACUAUGUGUUGUGCCUACAAUUGUAUGAGGCAACAAUGCUCAACAUCAGUAAUAUGAUCUUAAUUCAUUACAUUGUAGAAUGUUAUUGAUAAUAAAACAAUUGUUUAGA